AAAAUUUUCCUCUUUAUCUUUUUCUUCCUCCAAUAAUACUCUUUUAUAUUCUACAACUGACUUUUCCCGACUCAAUAGAAAAAUACUCUUUCCUCUGUUUCGUUUUUAUAUAUAUAAACCCAAAAUACUCAACUCCCUAGAUUCAUUACUCCGCCUUCUCCGGCCGGCAAAAAUUCCCACUAAAAGCUGCCAUGGUUAACUUUAAAGCUAUUUCCGUUAAUCUCCUCCUAUUAGUAUUACUAUGUCCGGCGUCAGCUCAGCCAUCAAAUUCCCCUGAUUCCGAGAAUCGGUUCGACUACCCGAGUGUCAGUCCUGCUAUGGCUAUUAUCAUAGUGAUACUUAUUGCUGCUCUAUUUUUCAUUGCCUUCUUCUCAAUUUACAUACGCAACCGCGGUGCAACUAACGGAAGCAUCCGUCAAACCUUCUCCAUGCGACGGCGCACUGCUGCUGCUACUCGUGGACUUGAAGAUUCCGUCAUCGAAACUUUUCCUACCUUUACUUACGUCGAAGUAAAGGAUCAUCAUAUUGGGAAGGGAGCUUUGGAAUGUGCGGUGUGUUUGAACGAAUUUGAAGAUGACGAAAUGUUGCGUUUGAUCCCGAAGUGUGAUCACGUUUUUCACCCUGAAUGCAUCGAUGCUUGGCUCAAAUCUCAUGUAACUUGCCCUGUUUGCCGAGCUGAUCUUACUCCUAAACCUGAUGAACCGGUGCCGGUUCAAACUCCUGAGACGAACCGGGAAUUGGGGCAAGAACAGGAGAAUUUGCAGCAAAAUAACGAAGUUUCGAUUCAAAUAGAGGUAGAUGAGGAUUUGAUGUCACAGCAAGAGGAGAGCUCUGUUAGACCAGAAGUUAAACGAAAUUUGAGUUUCAACGCGGCGAACCGACCGCCGAGGUCCUUUUCUGUGAAGAGACCAAAGAUGUUCAGCAAAUUCAGGUCACAUUCGACCGGUCACUCAUUAGUGGUACCAGGGGAGAAUUUAGACCGGUACACUCUUAGAUUGCCGGAGAAGGUGAGGAAAGAUGUAAUGGACCGGGCUCUACUAAACCGGACAAGGAGCUGCGCAGUCACGCUACCAAGACACGGUAGCACCACAAGAGGGUACAGAGCCGGUCCGGGAGAGGGAAGCAACAGAGGUACAAGGUCAUUCAAGAGAAUUGACCGGUUCGACCCGGAAGCAAAAUCAGACCGGUGGUUUCUCAAGAUUGCACCACCAUUCUUUACCAGAGGUUCAUCAAUGAAGUCACCAAAAGUAAGAGCUGAUAACGAAGAAGCAUCCACAUCCCGUAGUAAUGUGAAAGUAGCAGUAAAAAUGCCGUCCUUCAAAUGCCUGGAGCCGAAAGGUGAUGAACCGGGUUUAUUGGCAAAUGACUCGGCUCGAUCUCCGGUUUAAAGAAUGUGGUAAUUUCUGACUCGGGUUUAAUUAAGCGUGGCGGAAAGGGAAAACUUUUUGUUCGCCGGCAAAUGUGGAGAACGCGUGGUCGAUGCUAAUGGGCUGGGCCCACCAACCUUUGAAAGUUCCGCUAUUGACUUUAAUGCACAUAUAUAUAAUGUCAAAAGUUGAAUUCAAGGUUUUUGAUUUCUAGAAUAUUCUUUAAAAUGUUGAUUAACUUUUAUUAUUUAAAAAACAAAUAAUUUUCAACUUUGGGUUUAUCUGAUGGUGCUCAAUAGUGUGUGUUUAUCUAGAUGGAUGAUGUAAUACCCUAAACACAAUGUAAUUAUACUAUGUGUGUUACUUUGUUCUUGAUUGAUAGAGA
This is a messenger RNA of Solanum stenotomum, 1752 nucleotides long. Its product is annotated as E3 ubiquitin-protein ligase ATL31-like. Lineage: Eukaryota; Viridiplantae; Streptophyta; Magnoliopsida; Solanales; Solanaceae. Bases 192 to 1388 code for a protein of 398 amino acids. The transcript has a single exon. The record is from RefSeq and is a predicted model, not a curated record.